Molecule: messenger RNA, 985 nt
Organism: Ilex paraguariensis (yerba mate)
Lineage: Eukaryota; Viridiplantae; Streptophyta; Magnoliopsida; Aquifoliales; Aquifoliaceae
Source: the annotation of a GenBank genome assembly
CUGAUCUGAAAGAAGAAAAAAAGGAGCAUGGUUUUCACAAAACACACAGUCACACACGCACUACGUGCAUAUAUAUAUAUAUAUCUGUUUUGGAAAAUGUUGUUACGGGCCUUGGAAAACUAUCAAUGAGUUUGUAUGAAGAAUUAAUAUUUGCACCAUUUAUAAAAAAAGUGCAUUGCCUACGUGAUUAUAAAUCUGUUCGGGUUCAGUUCUUUUGAGCAUUGCUUAGGCUUCGAGGGACUUCUGUACUUUCAUACAUUGCGGAACUGAACGAAUCCCGUUUGGAAUGCUGAUGAUAAGCAUUGAAUUUAGUCUGGAAGAUGUGAAAUCAGGAAAUGAAGUUGUCAAUACAAUGUGUAACAGGGUCUCUCUGGUGUUGUUUACACGUAUGUUUUAUGCAAGAAGCUAUUCUUGUAGAUGUAGUAAUAGAAGUAAAUUUUGACCCAAUUUUGGUGGUUCUUGUGUUCAUGAUCCCUUCCUAUGGCAUACUACAUCUGUUCGCCUCUUUAUUACUGCAUCAAACGUUCUACUUUUAUUGAGUUUCCUCUACUUGUGUGCAUCAUCUUUUAUAAGUUGUGGGCACGGUUGGUGUUUCUUUUCUAGAGAAGUUGCAGAUAUGGGUCGUGGAGUCAGCAGUGGUGGUGGACAGAGUUCAUUGGGCUAUUUGUUUGGAAGUGGAGAGGCUCCAAAACCAGUCACAAAUAAUGCCCAAGCUGCUCCAAAUGAAGGGCAGGCUGCAAACAAUGUGCAGGCUGCAAACAAUGUGCCUCCCCCCAAGCCAAGUGUUGCUUCUCCACCAGUUGAUGUAAGCAAGCAGAUUCCUGCAGGCAUCCUUAGUAGCACUACAAACAACUAUCUCAGGGCAGAUGGUCAGAAUACUGGCAAUUUUAUUACGGACCGGCCCUCAACUAAAGUCCAUGCUGCUCCUGGUGGUGGAUCAUCUCUGAACUACCUCUUUGGUGGUGCCGGUGGUGGUGGCAACUGA